Molecule: messenger RNA, 2511 nt
Organism: Planococcus citri (citrus mealybug)
Lineage: Eukaryota; Metazoa; Arthropoda; Insecta; Hemiptera; Pseudococcidae
Gene: calypso
Product: ubiquitin carboxyl-terminal hydrolase calypso
Exons: 4
Coding region: 261-2069 (602 amino acids)
Biological process (GO): protein deubiquitination; ubiquitin-dependent protein catabolic process
Cellular component (GO): cytoplasm
Molecular function (GO): cysteine-type deubiquitinase activity
Source: RefSeq, a predicted model, not a curated record
ACGUGGAUGCGUCGCGUGGAUGGCAACAUUUCAAAAACAAAAGCAAAAAUAAAUUUCGUUGAUAAAAAAAAUAAUCAGGAAAAAAGAAAAAAGAAAAGCGAAAACGAAAUUUUCUAGUUUUCAGCUAAAAUUUGAAAAUAUUCUGAUACCUUCAUUUCGGUUUUACAUGUAAAUGUGAAUUCCUAACAGGUUGGAUGAAAAUAUUCCUCCAUCUUGACAUUUCACUCGAAUGAUUCAACUGGAUCCAAUUUCCGUACACAAUGCCGGUUGACAUAAUUCAACUAAGCGACGGAUGGCUCGAGUUAGAAAGCGAUCCGGGUCUAUUCACCCUACUUUUGGAAGACUUCGGAGUAAAGGGUGUUCAAGUUGAAGAGAUUUACGACUUACAAAAACCAAUCGAAAACCCAGUUUACGGUUUCAUAUUUCUGUUCCGGUGGACCGAAGAUAGACGAUCUCGUCGUAAAAUUAUCGACAAAGGAAACACCUUUGUUAAGGACGAAGAUGUGGUUAAUAACUUAUUUUUCGCCGAACAAAAAGUUCCUAAUAGUUGCGCUACGCACGCUUUGCUCUCAGUAUUACUGAAUUGUCCAAAAAUUCAAUUGGGUGAGACGUUGAAUCGCUUAAAAACUCAUACCGUUGGUAUGAAUCCGGAAAACAAAGGUUGGGCUAUCGGUAACACUCCAGAGCUAGCCAAAGCUCAUAAUUUGCACGCUACACCGCAAGCACGACACAAAAUGGAUAAAUCUACCGGUAUCAGUACUGGAAAAUUCGUCGGCGAUGCGUACCACUUCGUUAGUUAUGUUCCUAUAAACGGUCAAUUAUUCGAACUGGAUGGUUUAAAGCCAUACCCAAUCGAUCACGGUCCUUGGAAAGAAUACGAAGACUGGACGGAUAAAUUCAAACGAGUAAUCAAAGAUAGACUCGGCGUGACCGCCGACGAAGCAAAUAACGACAUACGUUACAAUCUCAUGGCCGUCGUACCCGAUAGACGAUUAGCUUUAACGCAUAAAAUCAACAUGCUACGUACCAAUCGGCAAAUCGUACUCGAGGCUCAUCAGCAACUCCAACAACUCAACACCACAUGCGCCUUAUCGCCUACUACCUCAAAACAAGAUUCGCAAAUUUCUCCCGGUGGUUCGAAACGGCCUCUUUUAUCGCCUCAAAAAGCGAAAUCCGAAUCAGAAACUCAUACCGCUAAUAAACUUCUGAAAACAUCCGGUAAACUAGGUAAACCUGCUGUUAAACCGGAACUUGUUUGCGAUAAGUCUAAAGAUUCCUCAUCGGAGGGCGAUCAGUCUUCUAAAAUCUCGGUAGUCGUGACCGGACCGGAUAACGCCGAUAAGAAGGUUGAAUUUCCCGAAAAGAAGCCGGAUUACUCGACUCCGCUGACAAUCCAAACCUCGCCUGCUCCCAGCUCUUCCAGUACCGAUACCUCUUCGGAAGUCGGUUCGGCUUUCAAUUCACCAGGUCAAAAUAGUCCUUGUACGAAGGAUUUCAAUAAGUUUGUCGUCAUCAGAGUGGCCAUGGGCGAUGUUGGUGAAAGUGGCUCGAAAUCCAAGGAGUCAGCUGUGAGGAAAGUUUGUCUCGAAGCCGGAGCUCUUCCGGCCGGAUGGGAAAAACCGUCUAGUCUUCGUGUACCGGGUGGAAUGCGUAUGAGUCCUCUGGCAGCCGAAAAAAAGCCCGAAGAGCAAUCGAUGACCGGAGAGAAAACGGUUGAACCGGCUCAUCAUACUUUUGCUCCCAAAGAUUUACUCGCUUUGGUGAAAAAUCUGGAGGCUGAAAUUAGCGUAUGCGAAGCUCAAUUACGCGACGAACACGAGAAACGUAAACAAUAUAAAAUCGACGACAGUCGUCGAAUUCACAACUACGACCAAUUCAUUCGUACGUUCCUUUCGAUGUUAGCGCAGACUGGUAAAUUAGCUGAUCAUUUGGUCCAGCAACACUUGACGUCGGUACAGCGCAAGCAACUGAAUCCAGUCGGUAGUUCGAUUCUUGCUCCUUUGAGUAAAAAACAAAUCACCACGACCAAAAAGAAACGAGGCAGGACAAAAGGGCAUACAAAAAAAUGACCUUUUAGCGGUAUAUUUAGGCUGUAGGAAUACUCCGCGACGUAUUUCGUGAAUCCAAAGUGAAAACUAUGUACUGAUUGCCGGUGUUUCGUGAUGGAAAGGAAAAUUACGCUUGAAAUUAAUUGUUAUUUCGAUGCCUUAGUUGUACGAAUAAAAAUGCAAACCUGAGGCGUACCAGGUGUUUAGAUUUGACUAUAAAUCAAUCGAUAUGUGUGACGAUUUAGAUUUUUAAUUUUCUCAAAUUGUGAUCCAAGGUGUGUAUGAAGCACCCUAAAAUUUGUUUUUUAUUUUAUAAUUUGUUUUAUAUUAUGAUAGUAUUGUAGAAAACUAUUUUUAAUGAUGUACCUAUUUUUUUUUUUGUAAUGCAGUUUUUUCGCACUUCAUUCGUUUUUCUCUUAUGUAGUUACGAGUAUAAAAUAAAUAAUUAGUCUUGUUUGUAUUA